Messenger RNA from Camellia sinensis, 778 nucleotides. Its product is annotated as G2/mitotic-specific cyclin S13-7-like. Gene Ontology annotation, biological process: mitotic cell cycle phase transition. NCBI's taxonomy places the organism in Eukaryota, Viridiplantae, Streptophyta, Magnoliopsida, Ericales, Theaceae. The record is from RefSeq and is a predicted model, not a curated record. Gene Ontology annotation, molecular function: cyclin-dependent protein serine/threonine kinase regulator activity.
AGAGUUCACGACUAUAUGGACUCGCAGCCUGAGAUAAAUGAGAAAAUGAGAGCAAUUCUGGUGGAUUGGUUGAUCGAAGUUCACAACAAAUUUGAACUCAUGCCAGAGACUCUAUACCUCACUAUCAACAUUGUUGAUCGCUACCUCGCUUCAAAGUCGGUGAUGAGGAGGGAACUCCGAUUAGUAGGCAUCAGUGCCAUGCUCAUGGCCUCCAAAUAUGAAAAAAUCUGGGCCGUAGAGGUCAAUGACUUUGUGUGCAUCUCAGACAGGGCUUAUACAAAUGAGCAAGUGCUGAUUACCGAGAAACGCAUACUGAGAGAGCUCAAAUGGAGCUUAACAGGUCCUACGCCUUAUGUGUUCCUCGCGUGCUUCAUCAAAGCCGCUGUUGCUGAUCAGCAUAUGGAGAACAUGGUGUAUUUUCUGGCUGAGCUAGGGAUAAUGAAUUAUGCCACCAUUAUAUACUGUCCACCAAUGCUUGUUGCCUCAGCAGUCUACACUGCCCGUUGCACCAUCAACAAAAGCCCUGCUUGGAACGACACACUAAAACUGCACACUGGUUUCUCAGAGACACAACUUAUGGAUUGUGCUAAACUACUGGUUAGCUUCCACUUGAUGGCCGCAGAAAACAAGUUGAAGGUGAUCUAUAGGAAAUACUCCAAUCCCGAGAGAGGCGUCGUUGCCCUGCUCUCGCCGGCCAAAAGUCUAUUGGCUGCUGCUACAUCAUGACUAACAACAACAUCAAGCAAUUACUGUGUCUUGGAUUUUGCUUCUAAUAACA